Molecule: messenger RNA, 3272 nt
Organism: Anopheles stephensi (Asian malaria mosquito)
Lineage: Eukaryota; Metazoa; Arthropoda; Insecta; Diptera; Culicidae
Product: store-operated calcium entry regulator STIMATE-like
Exons: 6
Coding region: 844-2034 (396 amino acids)
Cellular component (GO): membrane
Source: RefSeq, a predicted model, not a curated record
GCUUCAGUUCAGCAAUUUAUUUUGUGUUGUUAAUUCCACAACUUACCAUCGCCAUUCACAAAGACGUUGUUUCCUGAUCCGACCUCAAACUCCGCGUCAUCAUCACCAGAAAAUGUGCAUCGCUCGACGGCACAUCUUCGAAGUGCAUUCCUUCUGCUAUCGCGGCUAGUUUUGUUACGCUCUGCAACGAACGAAAAAUCCCUCCGCCUAGUCCCGUCGCAGGUGCUGACGUCGAAGUUUCGCAACGCGUUUGUUGUGAACCACACGAAGGCCACGCAUUUUAAGCUAUUGUUUCGCGAGUUUUUUUUUGUUUCGCUCGUGUCCGGGAUUGCUAGCCAAAAAAGUGUGUCGUCAUUGUCCCAAAUGGUUGGCUAUCGACGGAGGCCCCAGCAGCACCAACCUCAGCACGUAAACAUCAGAUGCAGUGCAUCGUGCAGAUGAUUGUUGGCUAGCGAGAGGCAGAAGAAGAAGAAAACGGAAGAAAGAGAAGCACGACAAACCUGCCUCAUCAUAAAAAAAACAUAGUGUGCCGUGCCUUUUGCUGUGAUCGUCUCCCCGGCAGGCAGUAUCGUUUAUCGACAACCUGCACCCACUUCCAUGUAGUUAUCAAAUUCCGCCCUGUCUGCCCUGCCUCGUUGUGCCUGUGGUGUAGGUCUCGCACCAUCCGACUGUAGUGUUUGUUUCGAAAGUGAAAUCAGUGAUAAAAAUUUAUGCAUGUCGCACCCGACCUGAAAAGCCCCACAGUCGAACGAAGUGCGACAUCGUAUAAAGGCGCCUAGGGAAACAUCAGGGUAGCAGCAUUAUUCCCGAUCCCCGUGUCAGGUUGCUACCGCAUCGAGUUCAAUGAAUAGUUCCGCAGUGGUGCUGGGGCAGGCUUCUGACCCGGGCACAAUUCUUGCCGGCGAGGGUAACACCGAAUGGCAGACGUUACACUGCAGCAAAGAUGCGCUGACGGAUUUGUUCGGCUGGUUCCUGCAGGGCAUACUGGCCACACUCGCCUUUACCUGCCUUAUCGCUAAACGCUUCUGUGAACCACAGUACAAUCGACGCUCGUGGGAAACCUGGUGGUACGAUACGUCCAAGCAGGGCAUCGGUGCCUUGGUGAUCCAUAUGGCCAACGUUUACUUGGCCCCAUUAUUUCAAGGAGAUCCCUGUACCUGGUACAUUAUCAACUUCCUGCUAGACUCCACGAUCGGGUUGUUUAUUAUUUACAUCGGCAUUAAAACCUGUCAGUAUUUGGCGCGGAAGAAGAAAUGGGAUGCCAUCAACUUUGGUGAAUAUGGUGCACCAAAAUCUUGGUUUUAUCAAACGUGUAUCUACGUGUGCCUGAUGGUGGUCGUUAAGCUUAUAACGACGCUCAUCAUUCAGUUCGACGUCUGGGACAAUGUGAAAAACUUUGUUCUCUCACCAUUCAAGGAUCCGCGGAUAGAGCUAGCGGUCGUGAUGCUGGUUAUACCGUUCUUCGUGAAUAUCCUUAUCUUCUGGGUAACGGAUAACUUCCUGAUGAGACACACGCGCAAGAAGCGCAACACGGCGGCCGGCAGCUCGCACCACGCUCACGGCCGUGAGCAUAGUUUGCUGCAAAAAGUAAAAUACAAAAUGAUACACAAAACCAAACCAAAUGACUCAGAAUCUGAUACUCUUUUGUCAGGCGAUGAAGAAAUUUUAAGCUUCAGUGCGCCCAACGGCGGUGGUGGUGGUGUUGGUGGGCACGGCCUUGUCAGUGGCCGAUCCGUCAUGGGACGCCACUAUCAUCACCACACCACCCAUCAAGCUCCUUUCCAUCAUCAUCAUCAGCAACAUCACACAUAUCUGCAGACGACGUCGAUUGCAGCGGACGGAUCGCUGUCGAUGUCGGCACAAGGGGUCGGCACCGGCAUUGGCGGUGGUGGAAGCGGUGGAGGUAGUUCAUCCUCCCUACUAACCCCACUAGACAUGGACACGGCAAUCAUACUGACCUCCACGCGGACCUCACCCGGUCCCACGAACCGACAAAGCACAGUUCAACAGCGCACCAGUGUCAUUAACAUUUAAGCAUCCAGCUCCUUCUGUCCGCGCUCCGUACGUACGCAACGCAUAGUUGCUAAUCACGCCGGUAGCAACAGGCAAAGCGAUUGCGCCCUUAAUAGGACCCAUGUUUUCUGUGUUCCACGCAUUACACGUACCUUGAAGCAUUCGCAUUCAAACUACAAAGUCUGAACAAUUAACAUUAACGAACGGUGGCCCAUCUGCGAACGGGCAUCCAACGGAGGCGAGCAGAUUAGCAGAAAGUGUUACUAAAAGAAAACAGGAAUGGAAUUGAACAGAAGGUGCAAUCGGGACGUGGGAUAUGAGAUUUGUGUGUGGCUAACUGAUGGAGAUGCUAGGGGGAGGUGAUGCAUGCGGACCUGCCUGCCUGCCUCACGUUCUGUUGAUGUUGUUGAUGUUGAUGAUUUGUUUAACCGUGUUGAUAGGACCCAGAACAUUGUGAUAAAGAGUGAGAGGAAAGGCAUUAAUGCCAAGGUUCGCUAAUUCGUCCAACCCGCCUUCCCGAAGCAGAAGCAACACCGAUGAGCCUACGGGUUUUCGUAAUGUCAGCAGUUAACGGUGCAGUUGGCAAAGGACGGUUUAAACACACACACACCUUUGCUCUCACUUUGAUAUUCGGUGGAGGAGAAAUCUGUACUCUAGCGCAUAAGUUGAUGGUUGAAUCGUUCCGAUGAACGGUCAAAAGGGUAACAGAGUUAAAGCAAACACACAAUGGCUUCCAUUUUCCGAAAGAUGAUACACACAGCAACAUAAACCUCCGAUGGGAUUUGCAGCAGCAGAAAAAAAGACAUUUCCCUGUUACAAAACGGGCGAUUAUUGGGCGAUACAACAAAAAAGAAAGAAUAGUUUCAAGAGGCAUGCAUUGAACGAAGCUAACGAAACAGGGAGCGGAAGAGAAGCGAUAAAAGGUAGUACACGUGAAAGGAUUUAUGUUCGAGUUUGAAUGCCUUUUAAGGAACCGGGCCAGAGAUGAGCGAAGAACUUACCUGUCUAGAAGGGAGCUAGGUUGCAGCCAGUGCAGUAGCGUUUUACCAGAACUGUCUCGCUGCUGGGUCAUUACUAUAUAUAUAUACACACACAACCACAAAGGAAAACACGCGCUAUAAUUAAUUGUUCUAUUUUAUACCUAAUUAUACAUCGAGUAGCAAGUAAGGAAAAAGUGGGCGAAGGGAGAACUAUAGGAGAGCCCCGAACAUAUUAUGUAUACAAGCAGGAAUCGAAAACAACGAAUUGGAACAACGAAA